UUUUGCACCAUUCAUAGACGAUCAUAUUGGAGCAGCGACCAGUUUUGAAGCCAUGUUCCGAUUUCUGCACGAAAAAUACUUCCCGCGCAUUGUGUUUGGUCCAUGUCACUUUCACCACCUCGAGGAGAACCUCGGAUCUGCUGGUAUUUGUGACAUGUUAAAGCGGCUUUCGUCUGAUAUUUCCAUUGUCAUUUUCCUUGUUUUCAUCAACCUUGUUUCGGUUGUCAUUCUCUUUCCUUCAUUGUCAUCCCUUUAACUGCGGUCAUCGUGCCUUGUUCACUUGUAUUGUUGUCAGUCUCGAGUCCCACGUCAAGUCUAGCAUCAUGGCCUGUGGUCGAGUCGACAUCUGGGUAACAUGUCUCGAUAGAGGUGUCUCAUGUAGUAGCUCGAGCUUAGCUGGGUCUUCUUGCGUAUUGGUAU
This is a messenger RNA of Amorphotheca resinae ATCC 22711, 420 nucleotides long. RefSeq lists its product as hypothetical. Lineage: Eukaryota; Fungi; Ascomycota; Leotiomycetes; Helotiales; Amorphothecaceae. The transcript has a single exon. The coding region runs from base 53 to 256 and encodes 67 amino acids. The record is from RefSeq and is a predicted model, not a curated record.